AUGCCGAUUGGAAAAGGAAGGUACUCUCUAAACAAAGCUAUAAGUUCUCCGGAAGAAGAACCCACGAAAUGCUUUUCAAGGCGUAUUGAGUCUUCCUUACUAAUACACCCUCCCGUAGUCCCCCCGCAGGGUCAAGGCGUGGAAGAUCAAAACUACGAGGUCUCGCAAGAUGAAGUUUGGAAUGCAGUCGACGAGGAAGAACGUAGGAAGUAUCAAGAGCUCCGUAACUCAAAAGAGUGGCAGGAAAGAGAGCGUCACAUUCUAAAAAUAGAAGAUGGAAAAAAGGCGAUAGGCCAACGGGCCAAGGAGAUCGCUCAAGGAAGAGGCUUUACCCCAGCACGCUGCGAUGCUGUGGAAGACGCUGCAAAAUACGUAGUUGACGAUUUAAACAAUCCUAAGAGCGAGGCGUGGGAGCGCAUCGACGAAGAGGUCAAAGGAUCUGACAGGAAAGAUAGCCGUAACUAG
This is a messenger RNA of Striga asiatica, 465 nucleotides long. The record is from the annotation of a GenBank genome assembly. NCBI's taxonomy places the organism in Eukaryota, Viridiplantae, Streptophyta, Magnoliopsida, Lamiales, Orobanchaceae.